Notechis scutatus (mainland tiger snake) is the source of this 1699-nucleotide messenger RNA. NCBI's taxonomy places the organism in Eukaryota, Metazoa, Chordata, Lepidosauria, Squamata, Elapidae. The record is from RefSeq and is a predicted model, not a curated record.
ACUGAGCCCUUAGUUAGACCUUCAGCCUUUAAGCCAGUUGUUCCUAAAAACUUCCAUUCCAUGCAAAACCUGUGUCCACCGCAGAACAACGGCGUCGCCACCGAGAACCGGAAGACUUUAAAUCACACGCACAGCAAUAGUCCUGCCCCGGUCAAAAGCAGCCUGGAGAAGGCCAGCCUUAACAGGACUACCAACCCAGGAGUCGGCCUCUCCGAUUCUGGCCGCAACUCUUUAACCAGCUUGCCCACCUACGGCACGGGCUACAGCCAGCACGUGGGCCCCAUGAGCGCCUCCACCAGUCACAUCAACCGUAUUGGGACCACCUACGGCGAGAAGAACGUUGUGGGAUACAACGGGAUAUCUACCUCAGACAGCGGCCGAUCUUCCACCAAGAGCACCUCUUCCUUCAGCCGACUCAACCAUCUCAACGAAACGAUGCCUUUCCACUCGCCUUCCACGGACGACGUCAUCCAAGACUUGGAAAACCGGCUGUGGGAGAAGGAACAGGAGGUCCUCCAGAUGAGGAGGAACCUGGACAAGAGCGAGGCGGCCAUCUACCAAGUCUUCGAGGAGAAGCAAAAGAUUUGGGAACGGGAGAUGGACGAGCUGAGGCAGAACUAUGCCAACAAGCUCCAGCAAGUCUCCAAGAAAACCCAGAGAGCUCAACAAGCGCUCCAGUUCCAGAUCUUCAAGCUCCAGCAGGAGAAGAAGAAGCUCCAAGACGACGUGGCUCAACUUCUUCAACAACGAGAAGAGCUGGAGAAGAAAUUUGUGGCUUUCAAAAAGGAACAGGCGGAGUUUCUUCCCAAGAUUGAAGAGACCAAAUGGGAGGUGUGCCAAAAGGCAGGUGAGAUCUCCCUGCUGAAGCAACAGCUGAAGGAUUCCCAGGCUGACGUUUCCCAAAAGCUGAACGAGAUUGUUGGGCUGCGUACCCAACUCAAGGAAGGCAAGAGCUUCCUCCGAGAGAAGGAAGAGCAGAUCUUGACGCUGAAAGACUCCUACGGCACCAAAAGCGUCAGCCUGGACUUCUGCGAGAACGAGCUGCAGCUCAAGAUGGCGGAGGUCCAGAUGCUGAGGGAGAAGCUCAGCCAGUGCGAGCUGGAAGUCUCCAACUUGAAGCAGACCUUGGCUCACCUGGGGGGACACCCGAACCACGUCCCGUCGGAGCUCCCCGAGAGGCUGGCGCGGGACCCCUUGGCCUGCGAGAGCGACGAGGCCAAGAUGAAACGGCAGAGUGAGGAGAGCCUUCAUGCCCUGAAGAGGGAGGUGGAGAGGCUCCAGGCGGAGCUGAACGCCGAGCGCCAGUCACGGCAGCAGCAGGUGCUGGACUUCGAGGAGGAACGUUGCACGUGGCAGGAGGAGAAGGAGAAAGUCAUCAAGUACCAGAAGCAACUGCAGUUGAACUAUGUGGAGAUGUAUCAGAAGAACCAACUCCUGGAGCACAAGGUGAACGACAUGGCCAACAAGGCCACCAGCCUCUCCCACGCCGAGGAGAAAAAAACGUGGACUCCAUCCAGACUGGAAAGGAUAGAGUCCACAGAAAUCUAAGGGAAAGAACCAGAAGGCAUUUUGGAGUACGAUUUUUUUUUUCCUUUCUAAUUACGGUGCCUGUAAUUCAGCUGGAGAUCUUCCCAAGUAGAAUAUGUGACGUAACCAGCAGCAUAAAUCUUUGCACUUGGCCCCUCAAAAUAUACUUUGG